CUCUGCCUUCCUGUCCCUUCUGCCGGUUGCUCUUCAUGCCUUCUCUCAGCGUCUCUGCAGACAAUUGUGGCACAUCACCUUCUGUUAAUGUCCGACACCUGUAUUGUGUGCUUAGGAGACCUUGGCGAAAGCGCCAGCGAUCCUCUUGCCGUCGCCGCCGAAGCCGCGCCAAGACUUGACCUCGGGGCAGAGGGCAAGUCGGCGGAUACCUCUCUCAACAACCAUGAUGGCGUAGAUGGCACAGAGGACUCGGGUCAGAUCGCUCAGCUCCUCCCUUGCGGGCAUAUCCUGCACAAUAACUGUCUGAAGCCCUGGGUGGAGCGAGCCAACAGCUGUCCGAUAUGUCGUCGGAGUUUCAAUAUGGUCGAACUAAGUGACCGCCCUGGUGGUCCCGUCACAUCCUCUUAUGCCGUGCAGGAUCGAGUUCAGCAAGCAGAAGUCGACCCCUCGAUGAUCAUUGAAUAUAUAGAUGAUGAUUUUGCCGAUUUUCAACCUUGUCCAAUCUGUGGGGAUGCGGACAAUGAAGAACUGCUUCUCCUCUGUGAUGGCUGUGAUGUCCCCUCUCACACAUAUUGUGUUGGCCUCGAUUCCGUCCCGACGGGUCCCUGGUACUGCGCACGGUGUGUGACGCAACGUCGCCUCGGGCGAUCUCCUGAGACUGCCGACUGGUCUUCCCAGUCACAAGACAGGCGUGGUCGUCGCACAAGAGCACAGCGACGCAGACUGCAGAGCAGGAACCAGCUCAAUUCGCUGCACUGGGCUCGCGUGUGGCAAUCUGUCUGGGAUCAUCUGAAUCUCGACUUGGACUUUCCGUUCGAUGAUGACAUGGCUGCGGAGCGCGCUCGACAAGAGCAGCGCAGGGAAGAAGCCCAUCAGCGUGAUUUCCGAGCCUGGCAACGUCGCUUUGAAGUUGCCGAACAGCAGGGUGGUGGCAAUCGGUUCCGAGACACUGCCGCUCUACUGGAUAUCGAGGCGCCUCGCCCGUCGCGGCCUCGCGUUCCUCGUGAGCCCACUCCAGAGCCCGAGUCCCUUGAAGAGAUGAGGGCCUGGAAUGCUUUCGAGCGUGCCCGCGAAAUAGAGAAUGACCCAAGCGCGGCCCGGAAACGUAAAGAACCUACGUUGUCGCCAUCCCCCGAACCUACCGAACCUGAACGCAAGUUGAAGCGGCCCCGAACACGAAGGGCCGAAGACCUGGCAGCUCGGGCGAUGCAGAAUGGUGAAUCAUCGAGAGCUGCUAGUGCGCAUGCCACCGCUCGGAUCAAUGCCGAGAGUUCGAGCGAACCGAGUUUCCUUCAAUCCCUCCUAAAGGAGGUGGAGGAAUCGUCCAACCCGAACGGGGUCACUUCCCAUGGCGCCUCCGGUCAAUCAUCCAUUGCGCCCACCGAUCAUACGACCCCAGGCCCCUCGUCGCCUUCUAUUUCGCCUGCCCCAUCUAACCAUUCUUCCCCGCGUCUGUCUUCCGUCACACCGCCUCCAACCCUCCGAAGCAGGCCCAUGUCUCCACUACAACUGGGGUCACCAGCAGACCCGUCCUCUCCACCUUUUUCGCCAGAUGUGUCGCCGGUUGGUUCUGCUCGCAGUGCCCAAGACGAUCACUCGUCGCAAGUCCCCACUCGCCGCCCAAAUCGUCGGAUACCUCGCUCUGCCACUCGAUCAGCGGCUAUCCGUUCCGACGACAGCUCUCCCAGUCGUCCCGGCUUAUCCCUCAAAGUCAAGUCUGACAUACAGAAGCUGGUCGGGUCAUCGCUUAAGCCUUACUAUCGCUCGAAGACCAUCACGAAAGAACAAUACACGGAAAUCAAUCGAAAUAUAUCUCGGAAGCUGUACGAGCGUGCGGGCGACGUUGAAACGCUCGGGAUCGGGGCCAAAGCCACGCUGGCUACCGUGGCCAAGGAUGAAGUGGAGAAGGCCGUUGAUGCGUUGAAGCAACGCCACGACCUCAAUGACUCUGUUGAUGAAAGCUCUUGAUACUUGAAUAGCGUCUUGCAU
Molecule: messenger RNA, 1989 nt
Organism: Aspergillus vadensis CBS 113365
Lineage: Eukaryota; Fungi; Ascomycota; Eurotiomycetes; Eurotiales; Aspergillaceae
Product: putative PHD and RING finger domain protein
Exons: 2
Coding region: 88-1968 (626 amino acids)
Source: RefSeq, a predicted model, not a curated record